Molecule: messenger RNA, 2185 nt
Organism: Hermetia illucens (black soldier fly)
Lineage: Eukaryota; Metazoa; Arthropoda; Insecta; Diptera; Stratiomyidae
Product: phenoloxidase 2
Exons: 8
Coding region: 67-2127 (686 amino acids)
Molecular function (GO): oxidoreductase activity
Source: RefSeq, a predicted model, not a curated record
CGUAUCACAUUCGAUUGUGCUGUUCUACGAAAAGUACUGUUUGCUCGCAUCACAGACUACUUAGAAAUGGAGGAUAAGAAAGGAUUGCUGCUGCUUUUCCAACGACCACUAGAGCCGGUGUUCACUCCCAAGGACGAUGGAAAGGCUGCUUUUGAUCUGCCUGAAAGUUACCUGACUGAUCGUUAUAAGAACGUUGGGACCGAAAUUGAAAACCGUUUUGGCAGUGAAGUGGAGACGAAGAUACCACUUCAAAAUAUCAAGAAACCCGAUCUUUCUUUCGCGAAAGGUUUGAGUCGCAAGCAACAGUUUUCCCUCUUCAUCGACAGCCACAAACGAAUCGCCGCUAAGUUGAUUGAAAUUUUUACUGAAGCUCCAGAUGUUUCCUCAUUUCUAGCAACAGCUGCGUAUGUUAGGGAUCGUGUCAACCCAACCCUCUUCCAGUAUGCUUUGUCCGUUGCCAUUCAACACCGCCCUGAUACCAAGGAUCUCAACAUUCCGAACAUCAUUGAAAUCUUUCCGUUGCUAUUUGUUGAUCCAAGCGUAAUCAACCAAGCUAGGGAAGAAGCUAGCGUUUUCCGCGAUAAUAGCAAUAGGAUGCACAUUGAGAUUCCUGAGAACUACACAGCUUCCGACCGAGAAGAUGAGCAAAAGUUAGCAUACUUCCGGGAGGACAUUGGCGUAAACGUCCACCACUGGCAUUGGCAUUUAGUGUACCCAACUGAGGGACCACCAAGUGUCGUUCGUAAGGAUCGGCGUGGGGAAUUGUUCUUCUACAUGCAUCACCAAAUUCUUGCUCGUUAUAAUGCUGAACGUUUUUGUAAUUACUUACCAAAAGUUAAGCCGCUAACUAAUCUACGAGAGGGACUCCCAGAGGCUUACUUCCCCAAGAUUAUUAGUAGCUUGAAUAACCGCACGUAUCCAGGACGUAUUCAGGGUGUUGUAUUGAAAGAUCUUCAGCGUGAUGAAAAUAUUGUAGAGGUUGGCGAUUUAGAACGUUGGAGAGACCGAAUUUAUGAGGCAAUUGAUCAGGGAUAUGUUAAGGACUCAGCUGGAAAUAAAAUAACAUUAGAUGUCGGAAAGGGAAUAGACAUCCUUGGAGAUAUAGUGGAGGCUAGCGCCCUUUCGCCCAAUCGGCAACUCUAUGGGAACUUGCACAACAUGGGCCACAAUAUCAUUUCUUUCGCUCAUGACCCUGACAAUCGCCACUUGGAAGACUUCGGUGUUAUGGGUGAUGUUACCACUGCCAUGCGUGAUCCCAUUUUCUACAGAUGGCAUUCAUUUAUUGAUAUGAUUUUCCUAAGAUUCAAAUCAAGGUUACCGCCAUACACUAGGAGUGAUUUGGCUUUCGAUGGGGUGGAAGUUAGUUCAAUCGAGGUCAAAAUCAACAAAGGAAAUGCUCCUCCUAAUGUUUUGCUAACAUACAAACAGAAGUCCGACGUUGAUCUGGCGGCUGGCCUCGAUUUUGGACCCAACGGCAACGUUUUCGCUCAUUUUAUUCAUCCACAACAUGCUCCUUUCAUGUACACUAUCCAAGUAAACAACAGCAGUGGAGCUCCACGCAAGGGAACAUGCCGUAUCUUCAUGUGCCCACGUGAGGACGACCGUGGACAAGGCUUCAAGUACAAUGAAGCACGAAACCAUAUGAUCGAGAUGGACAAGUUUACAGUUGACCUGAAACCCGGCCAGAACAUCAUCAAACGUCAUUCGGAACAAUCCAGCAUAACCAUUCCUUACGAGCGGUCUUUCCGAAGACUUGGAGCCGCUAAUCAGCCCAAAGGUGAUGACGAAUUGGCUGAAUUCCGAUUCUGUGGUUGUGGAUGGCCUCAACAUAUGCUUCUACCAAGGGGAACAAAGAAUGGAACCGAAUAUGAUUUGUAUGUAAUGAUUUCCGACUACAAGGAUGAUGAGGUUAUGCAGCCAAAUAGGUCCCCUGAUGUGUGUGGUGAUGCCCACUCAUUCUGCGGAUUGAAGGAUAAGCUGUAUCCCGACAAGCGUACUAUGGGUUAUCCAUUCGAUCGCUCUUACCAAGCUCAGAGCUUGGAGGAAUUCGUUUCGGAGUUCACCAACAUGAAAAUCUCACCCCUAACGAUUAAAUUCAACAAUGUCAUCAUUGAACGUGAUCAGUAAAAUGCUUCUUAAUGGAAACUAAAUUGUCAGAAUGAAAUAAAACUAAACUUCAACUCUA